Molecule: messenger RNA, 2148 nt
Organism: Achroia grisella
Lineage: Eukaryota; Metazoa; Arthropoda; Insecta; Lepidoptera; Pyralidae
Gene: Drl-2
Product: tyrosine-protein kinase Dnt
Exons: 13
Coding region: 111-1907 (598 amino acids)
Biological process (GO): cell surface receptor protein tyrosine kinase signaling pathway; positive regulation of kinase activity; protein phosphorylation
Cellular component (GO): signaling receptor complex
Molecular function (GO): ATP binding; protein kinase activity
Source: RefSeq, a predicted model, not a curated record
AAUAAAAUUUAAGUUAUGGAUACGACAUAAUAAUGAUGUAUUUAUAAGAACUUAAGUGUUAAAAUGCACUCAAAAGUGAAAUUGAAAUGACUGGAAAGUGAAGUGAUACGAUGGCGGCCAAAAGACUUAUUAUAGUGUGGGCGGUAUGGCUCGCGUUACCAUUGGCAACGGGUCAUCUCAAUGUACUCAUCAGUAAGGUUGAAGUAAUGAAGCUAUUAGGUCUAGACGCGGAACUAUACUAUGUUAGAGAAGGAGUGGUGAAUACAUAUGCCACCGGUUUCAUAGUGCCUGUCCCGGCUCAUAUAGCUGACCUCGAGUUCAUGUGGCAGGCGCUCGGCAGAAGACCUUUACCGUACGUGAUGGGCAUAGACUACGAGAGUCGGGGCGCCAUGCUGCCGCCGCAGGUCAAUAUAUCUGAGAGAGGGCUGGUACCUACCACACUGCAGACUUUUAGGGUUCGCUUGCCAUGCACCGGUUCGAGAAGUGCUGAAAUACUUGUAACCAUCCAACUUAAUAUAUCAGCACCUGAUCGCGCACACAAGGAUGUCAGAUUGUUAUUCAAAAGAAACAAAAUAUGUUGGAAAGGUAUGUCAUCAGUGGUGACGCAUAAUGAAACAGCUCGCCUGGCCGGUGAUGCAUCCCGUGACUCCAGCGGGGUGCUGUUCGUUGCGGGCGGGUGUGCAGCGGCAGCGCUUGCACUGUUGACCGCGGCGGCAGCCGCUGGUACACUGUACAAGAGAGGUAGCAAGCAGAGACAUCACGAUUCUAUACACACUUCAUACACAACGGCGGCAUAUGGCAGUCAUCAGAACGUGUUACUGCGCCUCGAUACAUUGGGUCGCCCACCGAGUUCGACCGGGUCGUACGCGACCAUAGCCAGUCUACACAAAUUCCCAUUUGGAAGUAGGAGAUCCCCUUCACCAUAUGCCACAACUCAUAUCGGCGAGCACAUUUAUGCGAAACCAGAAUCUCGGGUCUCCUACUACGCAGCAUCUAAUCUCACACACGUGUCACAGCAAACAACUAAAGACCGGAUUACCGAUCCAGCUGAGCAGCUGGAACACCUUACGACUGCUCGUGCAAAUAUACGCCUCGAAAUUUUAGUUCAGGAAGGGACAUUUGGAAGGGUAUAUAAAGGAGUAUUCAAAAAAGGCGACACGUAUGAGGAAGUUAUUGUGAAAACUGUUUCAGAAGCUGCAUCAGCAAUGCAAGCAGCUUUGCUAGUUGCUGAGGGUUUACGUCUCUGUGGGCUGGUCCACGCCAAUGUACUUGCACCAAUGGCAGCUUGUGCUGAAGAAGCGAGAAGGCCACUUCUAGUAUAUUGUUGUGCGUCACACUCUUCUAAUCUUAAGAGGUUCCUUACAUCCUGUCGACUGGGUCAUCAGGCUGCACCAGCUACCAGAGAAUUAGUGGAUUUGGGCGCACAAAUAGCAUGUGGUUUGGCAUAUUUACAUGUUCAGAGAUUAGUACAUGCCGAUAUUGCUGCAAGAAACUGCGUAGUCGAUGAGAAAUUGAGACUGAAAGUGACAGAUAAUGGUUUAUCACGAGAUUUAUUUCCUGAUGAUUAUCAUUGUCUUGGAGAUAAUGAGAAUAGACCAGUGAAAUGGAUGGCCCCUGAAACUCUGUUGCAGAACCAAUAUACUACUUCGUCUGAUGUGUGGUCAUUAGGUGUAACAUUAUGGGAGCUCUCUACUUUAGGUUCAUCUCCACUGGCAGAAUUAGAUGCAGCAGACGUUGGUGCUUUUCUUGGUGGAGGAUAUAGGCCGUCACAACCGCAUAAUUGUCCAGAUGAAUUGUAUGGCUUAAUGUCUUGGUGCUGGACCACGUCAGCAUCAGCUCGUCCAACUGCUCCGCAACUCUUAGCCGCUCUCCACGACUUUAGGCAAGCUCUCAGUACUUACAUUUAAUACUUUAGUCUUUGUAUCUAUAUUCUCGAAGGAACAAUUAGAUAUAUAUAUUAAAACAUUAUGUCUUUUGUCUAUUUCAAUAUCACUAAUCUAAAAUAACUUGUCAAUUUUCAUACAAAUCCUUGCUACUAUUUUUCUUUACACUGUAUCUUUACCAAAGUGCCUGCCAAAGAAUUUGAACACUAAGCAGUAUUAUUUUAUUUAAGAAAUAAUAAUUCAGAUAAUCCAUAGAUGCAGUAAA